AUGGCCCUUCUCCGCCUCGCCCAGCUCGACGGCGCCGCGGCCGCCGCCUCCCCCGCCGCGCGCGAGGACGCCGCCUGCGCCCUCCUCCGCCUCGCCCAGCUCGACGGCGCCGCGGCCGCCGCCUCCCCCGCCGCGCGCGGGAUGCCGCCUGCACCCUCCUCCGCCUCGCCCAGCUCGACGGCGCCGCGGCCGCCGCCGUCGGCCGCGCCGGGCGGUCCCGCUGCUCGUGGCCCUGCUCGAGACGGGCCCUCCUCCGCCUCGCCCAGCCUGACGGCGCUGCUGCCGCCGCCGUCGGCCGCGCCGGGCGGUCCCGCUGCUCGUGGCCCUGCUCGAGACGAGCGGCUUGCGGCGUUGCGCCCCCGUCGCCGUCCCCCAACGCCGCCCUGCCCGCACUGCCGGCAGCAAGGAGCGGCUCCGUCCAGGCGCCGUCGAGCUCGCCCCUCCCUCUCGCGCGAGGUCGUCGCGACCACUUUCGUCGCCUCCGCGGAUCUCCGGCUACUCCCGUCCACCAGGCUCGCGCUCUCGGGCCCCGACGCCUGCCUCAAUAUCGCCGACUCCGCCUGGCGGAUGCUGCCUGUGGCCGCCGCCGGCUCCUUCGGCUUCGGCAGCGCGCGGGAGGUCAAGCCGCCGUCGCCCUCGCCAUGGUCGCGUGGUGUACUGAUUUGGGACUUUGCUCCGCCAGCUACAUAG
Molecule: messenger RNA, 690 nt
Organism: Lolium perenne
Lineage: Eukaryota; Viridiplantae; Streptophyta; Magnoliopsida; Poales; Poaceae
Source: RefSeq, a predicted model, not a curated record